AUGGAAUAAUAAUCUAGUUAAAGUUAAAUUAUUUCUUAAUACUCAACAAGUAUUUAAUCGGAGAAAGAUUCUUCAACGGAUAAAGAAGAAAAAAAUAAGAUUAUAGUGCGUUAGUAAGGUAAGAUAUGUAAAAAAAGAAGGAAAAGAAGAGUUAGAUUGAUUGGGGUUCCUCUAAUAAUUAGAAAUAUAUUGCAAACAAAUUCUGAUCCAAUAUACGUUUAUUAUCUCAUUAAAAUGAUGAAAAGAUAUGAUCCCGAUGAGUUAGAGAAAUAUAAGUAUUUUGGUAUUCAGUCAGCUGGAGUUGGAAGAAUAGUAAGCAUCUAAUUAGAUAAAAUUAAUAGAUUUAUUGACAUUGAGCUAAAUAUGUAAUCGCUUGGAGAUCAAAAUUUUUAGCAUCUAAUUUAACUUUAUAAAUCUUAUUAAAAUUAAGAUUAUUUUGAUCUCGCUGUACUUUUGGAAUAAUAUCAAUAUCACGUUUACUUAUAAUUUAAUAAAAGUUUAUCCUUAUUGGGAUUAUAAGAUUAUAACUUGCCAAAUCUAUAAACUAAAAUAGAUGAAGAAUUCAUUGAUUUUGAGAGAAGUGUAAAAAAUUGGGCUAACAAAACUAGAGAAAGUGAAAUCAUGAUAAUAGCUCUGGGCAAUAUAAAUUUAGAAAAAAAAUUCCCAUAAUUAAAAAAAUAAAUAUUUUCAUAAAAUUUGAUUAAUUUUGUAAGCGGAGAUUUGUAAACAACUUACGAAAAAAUUAUUAAUUAUAAAAAUUAUGAUUUCCUUACAAAUUUUUUAAGAGACUUAGAUGAAAUAGGGGGAAAUGGAAGGGAGGAAAUGGAAAGAUCUAAAUUUAUCUUAAAACAGUCAAUGAAAGAUUUUAAUGAAUUUGAGUUUGAGUUUGAAGAUAAAAUCAUAACUUUGGAUGGAUUUAAGUUACCUUGUAAAAUAAAAGUCGAAUUAUUCUUCUAUGAUAAUGAAACAAAAUAAAUAUCUAAGAAACCUGGAUUAUAUUAUUUUUUAGUAAAUCAUUUAAAUUUUGAUCUGGAAGUAAUAUAGUAUUUAAUUGAAAUGCGCCUGAAAAAUCAAUAAAAUAGUUUAUAAAUUUUCAACUAAACAUUCAGAGAAGCAUAUGAUCACAUGAACUUUGAGUAUUAAUGCUAUUAAGAGUAUUUUUUAGAGAAAUUUUAUAACAAUAAAAGACAUUAUCUUGAUUUUAAUUGA
This is a messenger RNA of Tetrahymena thermophila SB210, 1209 nucleotides long. RefSeq lists its product as hypothetical. NCBI's taxonomy places the organism in Eukaryota, Ciliophora, Oligohymenophorea, Hymenostomatida, Tetrahymenidae. The transcript has a single exon. The record is from RefSeq and is a predicted model, not a curated record.